UUGUUUCUGCGUAGGUGAUGCAUCUGUGGCCAGCAGGACAGACAGCAGUUUGUGUUCCAGGUGCUGAAUAGCCAUUAACAAGAUGGCUUCACCAGGUCCCCCAGGAACUCGUAUGACCUCUACAGUCAGCAUCAAUAUUUCUACCCCUACCUUCUACAACCCCCAAAAGAAGUUUGCUCCUGUGGUUGCUCCCAAACCUAAAGUGAACCCCUUCAAAGAUGGGGGAGCUGUACCUGUUGGUCCUUCUGAGUCACCUCUGCCACAGCCUUCUGGGGCUGGUGCACAACGUGCCCAAAUAGGGAAGGUGGGGGAGAUCCCACCAGCUUCUACACCUGAGCUUGCUGAAGAAUUGCCGCUGCCACCCCCACCCCCUCUAGGAGAGGAGAUGGCACUCUCUCCAAACAGUGCUUUUCCCCCUCCACCACCACCCUUUGAAGAACCAUUCCCCCCAGCCCCAGAGGAGGUUUUUCCUUCUCCUCCUCCUCCACUCAUGGCUGAGGGCCUUGGGACUGGAGUGUCCAUCCCACAGGUACGUGGGAAAGUGAGCAGCAUAGAUCUGGAGAUUGACUCUCUGUCCUCAAUGCUGGAUGACAUGGAGAAGAAUGACCCUUUCAAAUCCCGGGCAUCUCCUGGAUCUACAGUUCCCCUGAGAACACCUGCUCUUAAAAGCCAUGUGGAAACUAUGUCUGCAGUGAAAGAUCCUCCGGUUCCUGCUUCUUUCCCCCCCAAGAUCACACCAAAACCCAGUGGAGGCUUCACACCUAAACCUCCUGGGGUGGAUGUGGCCCCUGCUUCAACCCCUUGGGCAGCACCAGUGCAGUGCAGAAAAUCCCCAGCCACAGAGCCACAAGUGCCAGCCCCAGUUGCUCCUCCUUUACCAGCCCAACCUGCUCCUAAAUUCAACCCAUCGCCCACUGUAAGCUCCCCCAAACUUGGAUCCAAACCAAGUGCUAGUGCUCCAGGUGUUCCCCCUAGCUCCAUGAGAUUUAAUGCUACUGUUCCUGGCCAGACCCGAUUUACAGCCCCUUCAGCUGGGGUUUCAGCUCCAAGGCCACAGCCCCCUACUUUUGCCUAUGCCCAGCAGCGAGAGAAACCCCCAGUACAGGAGAAGCUGCGUCCCACAGGACAGCCUACUACUGUCUGUGACAAGCCAAGAAUCCCUGGAGGCACUGGCUCUGAAUCUCCCAGGGGUAACUCCUUGUUGACCAUGAAGGAGGUGGAGGAACUAGAGAUGCUGACACAGAAGCUCAUGAAGGACAUGGAGCAGUCGCCACAGGUGGAAGCUUCAACUUCUGCAGAGCUCUGUGGCUUUUGUCAGAAGCCCCUGUCACGAACUCAGCCAGCUGUGCGUGCCUUGGACUGCCUCUUCCAUGUUGAGUGCUUCACCUGCUUCAAGUGUGAGAAGCAGCUGCAGGGGCAACAGUUCUACAAUGUGGAUGAGAAACCCUUCUGUGAGGAGUGCUAUGCUGGCACCCUGGAGAAGUGUAGUGUCUGCAAACAGACUAUUACAGACCGGAUGCUGAAGGCCACAGGCAAUGCUUAUCAUCCUCAGUGCUUCACUUGUGUGGUGUGCCACUGCCCUCUUGAGGGCACUUCUUUCAUUGUGGACCAGGCCAAUCAGCCCCAUUGUGUGGAUGACUACCAUAGAAAGUAUGCCCCCCGCUGCUCGGUUUGUGCUGAGCCCAUCAUGCCAGAGCCUGGGAAGGAUGAGACUGUCCGUGUGGUGGCACUGGAGAAAAACUUCCACAUGAAGUGCUACAAGUGUGAGGACUGCGGGAAGCCUCUGUCUAUUGAAGCGGAUGAGAAAGGUUGCUUUCCGCUGGAUGGGCAUGUGCUGUGUAUGAAGUGUCACACCACACGUGCCAAAGCUGUGCACUGAUUUGAGGCACACCCCUGACACAACUGCACCCUAAAUUGCAUUUCCUUCCCCACAAUUGUCCAACUGUCUGCUGUGCAGGGCACAUUCCUCAAGGGACUCUGGAGAGUGAUAGCUUUCAUCAUAUGCAUAUUCCAUUUCCAGCCCCUCCCUUCAAGCACUCGUCGGGACAAGAUUCCCUUCCACAAUCCCCAAUUCCCUACCUGCAGUGCAUUCCAGACUGUGGGGAGUAACAUGGAAGUUGCAAGAGAUCGUUCUGUUCCCAUAAGCUGCCCUUAAAAGGACACAUCUUAGCAGCCCUAGAGAAAAGUGGCUUUGCUUCCAAUUCUGUCUUCACACUUUUGGCUCACUUGGUGAGAAUAAAAUACCUGAUGGCUGAGAGGUGGUCUAAAGCUCAGGGUACGUUCUGCUCUUUGGAGUAGAAGUACAGUUAUUUGGCAUUGAGAGUGACAAGAUGAUGGGUACUGCCAUCUGUUCCUUUUUCCUGCUGGCUCCUAUAGAUGCGCAGGGAGCCUGCUCUGACAUGCUGGAAAUCCCAGCACGUUGGAGUAAACUUGAUUACCCGAGUCUGUUGGAACAUGAAAAUUUAAUGCGCUCUGGCAGCCUUCUCUGUCAUGUGUAUCACCAUCCCCAUGCUGAAAAAAUGGUGGUAGGGCACUUUGAAAUAAAACACGUUCAAUGAGCUUUAGUUCAAAGUGCCCUGACACCAUUUUUUCA
Molecule: messenger RNA, 2593 nt
Organism: Alligator sinensis (Chinese alligator)
Lineage: Eukaryota; Metazoa; Chordata; Crocodylia; Alligatoridae
Gene: ZYX
Product: zyxin
Exons: 10
Coding region: 83-1879 (598 amino acids)
Biological process (GO): transforming growth factor beta receptor signaling pathway; integrin-mediated signaling pathway
Source: RefSeq, a predicted model, not a curated record